Molecule: messenger RNA, 563 nt
Organism: Lentinula edodes (shiitake mushroom)
Lineage: Eukaryota; Fungi; Basidiomycota; Agaricomycetes; Agaricales; Omphalotaceae
Exons: 4
Coding region: 1-555 (184 amino acids)
Source: RefSeq, a predicted model, not a curated record
AUGGAGGAUCGCAUAUUCCUCCCCAAGCUUGAUGAGUUCCACAGUGACGCCUGCAAUUCAGAUUUUGUCAUUGGUGUCUAUAAACAUGCCGUCAAGACAUUGUGUGUCCAGACUUCGAAAAGAGGCAGUAGUGGAUACUUCCUCAGAAGCCUUGCCUAUGCUAUGGAGGAGCACCAGUCUGUCAAGGCCUUGACACUUGGGGAUGAGGAACGUGCCAUUCCCAUUGAUGCAGCUCAUGAUUUUUCUCGUGGCGCACCAAAUCUGACGAACCUCACUCUGUGUUUACAAGGUAGAGAGGCACCAGUACAGCUCAACACAGUCACCUGGGAAGCUGAUUUCUAUAGCAUCCUGUUUCAAAGCUAUCAGGAACUUACCACCCUCACCCUGCUCAUCCCUUUCACUUUGCUUGCUAUUCGUGCUAGGAGCAGGCUGGAGCUCGAAGGGAGCUACGAGAACCGCGACCGAGGACGGGAAUGGCCUAGUAGUGCCUGGAACGACGAAAUGAUGACCCUUGAGGGGGUUCCUAGGAGGUCCAGGGAGGUCCCUAAGGCGUAGGGAGGUUA